UCUGUCAGUCCCGAACCAUUUUGCAUCUUACCUAAAUGGUACUAAUGGAGAAGUGAAAGUGAAAUCAGGGCUUUAGGGUUUGGGACUUUUUUGUUUUUUUUUAACUAAACGGCCAUUUUUGACUGUCUGUCCGAGUCUGGGCUAUCCUAUUCUCUCUCACACACACAUGUAUACACACAGUCGUCGCAUACACACAUAUACACAGUAAAAAGCAAACUGUGUUUUGGGUCUGAGAGAUGAAGAUGAGUGAAGUUGAGCAACGUCAAGAGUUGGAAGGUGAUGUUGAUCAUGAUGAAGAGAUGGUUAAGAAGGAAUGGGCAGUAUCAGAGAAGACACUCAAAUCUAGGGAAGAUAGUGCGAAUCUCGACACCACUUCCUCCAUGGGUAGAUUGAAGAAGCCGAAGGUGAUGAAGGAUUAUACUUUUGAAUCUUUAAUAGUCAAGAGGAGAAAGGCUUCGGGUUCCAAAUUAAAGCAGGUAAAACUUGAUCAUGUGGGGAAGUCUAUGAGCUGUAAGCAAGCAAAGACUGCAAGUAAUGCAUUAAAUAGUCCUGGUGAAGUUAAGUCAUCCACUUUGAUUCGAGCAGAGGAGGUUCAGUCUAGUCUAGAUACUGAAUUCCCUAGCUUUGCGAAACUGAUGGUUAAAUCGCACGUCUCCACUGGUUUUUGGAUGAGCCUCCCCGUGCCCUUCUGCAAGUCACACCUACCAAAAAAGGAUGCUACUCUUAUUUUGGAAGAUGAAAGCGGGGAACAAUUUGAAUUAAAAUUCCUUGCAGAAAAGUCGGGACUCAGUGCAGGGUGGAAAAAGUUUGCUGUUGGACACAAAUUGCUCGAGGGAGAUGCUUUGGUCUUCCAAUUAGUUGAAGCUGACAAAUUUAAGGUGUACAUAAUAAGAGCAAAUAAUUUGACUGAGGUAGAUGGUGCUCUUGGCCUCCUAGAUUUGGAUGCUCAUGCAAAACUAAGUGAUGCAGAGGGGGUUACGAUAGCUCUCAAGAAGAAAAGGAAGCGUCCAAAGUCUAUUUCAUUGUCUAUGGCCCAAAAGAAGAAAAAGAAGACAGGUCUAUCUAUAUCAGCACCCAAACUUGUGCAGCCAGUAGAAUCUGAAAAUGAUAGUGAAGUGGUGGGUUCAAAAGAUCUUGCAGCUCCCAAAUUAACUGGUUCUGCUGUUCAGUUUAGCGACAUCAAAAGUUUUGAAGAUUUCAACAUUCCGGUAAAUGGGUUGUGUAUAGAUUCCGAGUUCCCUGAGCAUAUACGGACCAAGUACUAUGAGCUCUGCUGCAGCAAGAAUGCAUUUCUUCAUGCUGGUAUUCUCCAGGACGUUCAUUGGAUGUUGAUUGCUGGUACUAUUUUUGAAACUGUGAACAUUGCAGAUGCCAUAAGAGCCUGCAAGCUCACAACCUCUCGGGAUGAAUUUACAAAUUGGGAGAACACCUUGAAAUCAUUUGAGCUUUUGGGUAUGGAUGUUGGAUUUUUAAUUGCAAGGCUGCGCCGCCUGCAAACCAUCCUCUUUGAAUCAGAAGGUUCGUCGGAUAGAAAGAGGUAUUUAGAGGCUACAUUUUAUCGAAUUCAAGCCAAAGACGAGAUCAGAAACCUCGAAGCAAAGCUUGUUGAAUUGAGGGAAGCCUCGGAAAAGUUUGAAGCUGACAUUGAGACUCUGAAGUCCAAGGCCGAGAGCCAUGAGCUCAACUUUGAGGCAGAGGUCAAUGCUCCAUGGUAAUUAUUCCUAGACCAUAAACCCUCAUUUUCUUUUUGUAUACCUUGGUUAUAGCCACAUUUAACAGUUAAAAAAUGGGAAAUAUGUAAUCGAUAGUAUAGUUGUGGUCAUCAUUAGUAGUAGUAACAAUGUUUUGUAAGGCUAUCAGUUUCAAUUUAACCUCUCAAGAAUUGUAUAUGAAAUCAAUAUUGCAAUUUUUAUGACUA
Messenger RNA from Cornus florida, 1918 nucleotides. RefSeq names its product B3 domain-containing protein Os01g0234100-like. Gene Ontology annotation, molecular function: DNA binding. Bases 237 to 1715 code for a protein of 492 amino acids. The transcript is spliced from 7 exons. The record is from RefSeq and is a predicted model, not a curated record. NCBI's taxonomy places the organism in Eukaryota, Viridiplantae, Streptophyta, Magnoliopsida, Cornales, Cornaceae.